Molecule: messenger RNA, 4077 nt
Organism: Topomyia yanbarensis
Lineage: Eukaryota; Metazoa; Arthropoda; Insecta; Diptera; Culicidae
Product: bestrophin-4-like
Exons: 6
Coding region: 996-3164 (722 amino acids)
Molecular function (GO): chloride channel activity
Source: RefSeq, a predicted model, not a curated record
ACGUUUAGUUUUCGCGAGUUGUUUGAUCGGGCCGGUUGUUAGUUAGAUGAGUGGUCGUUGUGUGUAGCCUGUAGGUAGUUUCCGAUAUCUGCAGAGGAAUGAGCGUUUUAUUGAGCUUUUUAUUCGACCAAUGAAGUAACGUGAUCAUUUUAUGCGAUUCCAGUCCCUGCAAAAUAACUGUGUUUUUAUUGCGGAGUUUAUAAAUUUUUGAUCGUAGGAGAAGAGAUACCCAAGUGAAACUGGUGCUACUUUUUUGCGAGUAAUUUGUUAAUCAAGAAAAUCGAAGAAGAUAGUAUCCAUAGUGGUGCUGUGGUUUGCAAGGAUCAGCCAUCAUUAUUCGUCAAGCCGUCACACGAUUUCGCGGAAUGUAUAUUCGAAUCGAAGCUAAUUAAAGUCAACCCAUACAAGAACGAAGCAGCAAGACGACCACCCUUCUCUUUUUUUGGGACCAGAAUGAACGGAACCGGCGGCAUCGCAAAGUGAUGUCACUCUCGCCAUUCUCGUCCAGACCGCGCAGCGACAACAACCACGCAGAAAAAGUUCACGUUUCUACGCAAGCUCAAUUGUACACGUACAGUGCGAGAUAAGUGCUAUGUGAUGUUAUUUCCAGUAAGUGCAAACAGAAAUCUGAUGUGAUGAUUCUGUCGAAAAGUGAUGUCGACACUACCUGAUGAAGCGAAGAUUAGAAGUGUAGUGACAAAGUGAGUCACAUUCGUGGAAAAGUAAGAUGAAAUCUGUGGUUAUGUGAUUAAAGUCUCCGAGUGAUACAUGUUGUAUAGCUAAAAAGUUAAUUUUUUUCGCUUAUAUGCAGAGAAGAUUUCUAGUUAUUGAAUACCAAGUGUUAAUGUAUGUCAGCGCCGGUAUUUUCAAAAUCCGUUAGAAGGUAUCCAUGUUAUAAGGGUGCGACAUCGUUUAGUAAGUGCCGGUGAUUCCACAGUUGCUAAUUAGGCUGACAAAUAGCCGUCAAGCGGAGUUGGAAUAGCCGGACUAAUACAAUGACCGUUACCUACACCGCCGAGGUAGCCACAUGCCGGGGCUUCGGUUGCUUCUUGAAACUGCUGGUCAGAUGGCGGGGUAGCAUAUACAAAUUAGUUUGGCUAGAUCUCAGUUGUUUUCUACUGUUGUACUACGUUUUAAAUAUAACCUACCGACUAGCAUUAGAUAAUCAUCAAAAACAAAUUUUUGAAGAAAUCGUACGAUACUGUGCCACCUAUAGUAACCUCAUUCCAUUAUCGUUCGUACUUGGUUUCUACGUCACAAUCGUGAUGACCCGAUGGUGGAACCAAUACACCAGCAUACCAUGGCCCGAUCCGAUUGCGGUUUUCGUCAGUGCCAACAUUCAUGGUCAGGAUGAACGAGGUCGCGUGAUGCGCCGAACCAUCAUGCGGUACGUGUGUCUUUGCCUUACGAUGGUGUUAACCAACAUUUCACCACGGGUUAAGAAGCGUUUUCCCACGAUCGAUCAUCUCGUAGAAGCCGGUCUGCUCAAUGACAACGAACACAAGAUUAUGCAUCAUCUAAAUCUGAAAUUUCCCCGACACUCGAAACACUGGCUGCCAAUCGUUUGGGCUGCUAGCAUUGUAACCCGGGCACGGAAGGAAGGUCGCUGCCGGGAUGAUUUCGCAGUCAAAACGAUCAUAGACGAACUGAACAAAUUUCGAGGUCAAUGCGGGCUGUUGAUCUCGUACGAUACUAUAAGUAUUCCGCUUGUAUAUACCCAGGUGGUAACGCUCGCCGUCUACUCGUACUUUCUGACCUCUGUGAUGGGUCAGCAGUGGAUUGAGACUAAGAAUCUCGGUGAUGGUGUAGUGAAUAAGAUCGAUCAAUAUUUCCCAGUAUUCACUACCCUGCAGUUCUUUUUCUACAUGGGAUGGCUGAAAGUGGCCGAGUCACUGAUAAAUCCUUUCGGUGAAGACGACGAUGACUUCGAGGUGAACUGGAUGGUGGAUCGUAACAUCCAGGUUUCCUACCUGAUUGUGGACGAAAUGCACCACGAGCAUCCAACGUUGGUCAAGGAUCAGUACUGGGACGAAGUGUUCCCGGUAGAGCUUCCCCAUACGGUGGCAUCGGCCGAAAUCAAAGAGGAGCCACCGCAACCGUCCACCGCUAACAUCGAGGUCAACCGGAAGGCAGCGGAAGUGAUUCCGGUGAUACCGUCGAAUGUGCGCGUAGAUGAAAUGGUCGGUAAAAAGAGUCAAAACUAUGACUACACGUUCCCUGAACAGCAGGGCAUGCUCGACGACGAGGCCGAUGACAACGCUAGUGGUAUCCACUUUGCCGCAUACGAGAACAAACCAUUCCAUAGAGGUGGCCCAUCGAACAACAGUCUCGCCAGUGUAGCACAGACUAUCACUCGCGUCAAUACGGUAGCUUCGGCAUUGAAGCGCUUCUUUAGCCGGGAUGAUGGCGCCAGCGCAAGUCGACCUCAAAGUGCCACACCAGAAUCACAGAGUGGACCGUUCAAGUUUCCAGGAUCGGUCAGUUCAUCGAACCUCACAGGCCGUUUGCCAGACCGGGCACAGGGAAGCAUUCGCAUCACUGAUCAGGUAAUCGAGGAAGUGGACGAACAACAGAUGACGAUAACCUCGAUUCAGGGUAAAAACGAUGCUAGACCGAUGGCGGCUAGCCUCUGGGAGCAAGGGCCCCUUAAACCAAGUGCUCCGGUUGAUGUGCCUCAACCAGCCUAUAAGCGAACGCAUUCGGCAGUUUCUCACGGAGAGUACGCAGGAACCGCACUGUAUCCACCGGGCGGUGUAGAGACACUGUUGAGUGCUUCCGCUCCUGUUGGAGGUCAAUUUGAAGGAAACUUUAUUCCAUUGAACAAUCCCCGAUAUGAACCUACUUUAACAGACAGCAAAGAAUCGCAGAAAACUAUUGGGGACGCAAUGGAUGGGGGCCCCGAUGAGGACACCAGUGAAGCUGAUGAUUUUGAAAAAUUGCGCCAGGUGCGGGAAAGGGAACGUAGUGAACGACAAAAAUACAAACUGGCUCGUUCAGUCAGCGGGCUAGGUCCUAUAGAUACUGAAAUUCUGUUAGAGAAGCUUACCAAAACGGCCGAUCAACAGCAGCAGCAGGAAGGACUACCCGGGCCUUCUGGACAGGACACACCAAACACCAAACGAUUUUCAGGUAUACCGGUAGCGCAAGCUGACACGACCUUAUGAUUCUACGUUUCGGAUGAAGACAAUGUCAUCGUGGUGAACGUUAAAGACGGCAGCUAGUACUAGGAGAAAUUCGUGAAUCUUUUUGUCCCCGGAUGGCACUGGCAUUGAGUGGUGAUACCAUUUAGGUUUUUGUUUAUCGAAAUCGUAUUCUUUUAGCUGUAAGACAAACGUUACAAAGCGCACCAUUUUUAUCAGUAUUGACUUUAUUGAAAUUACCUUUAUAAAAAAAAUUGUUGACGAAACGAUCAUUGCUAACGUGGAUUCGAGAAAUAUUGAUACCAGAUACUCAUUCUGACGUGUAUUUUCAUUCUCCCAGUCACUUCUCUUUGGCCAUGCUUUGCCUUUACGGUUAGGAUUGAAAGACGCACGGAAGCAAGCAAAAACCAGUGAUAUUUUUUAUAAUACGCACAAAAAGCAACCUGUUUUUCGAAAGACAUUUAAUAUAAGAAAGGUAAAUACAUAACCGAACCAGCAGUAGCAGUUGUUUGUCUUAUAAAGACUACAUUUUAUAUGCUGUUCGUUGGUGGGAACAUGAGAAAAUAAAUACAUCUACUAAAAACAUACGAAACGCCUUUGCAUCAACGUAUUUCUACAGACAAUAUUCUAAGUAGGAAGUUUAGAAACUUAAUCAAUGUGCUUCAUUAAUUUGCUGCAAGCCAACCGAUACUCUCAAAUAUUUAACAAGUGAAGUCCAUCAACCAUUAACAAAAUAAUAGAAUCAAUAUAAAAUAACUAUUAAUAAGAUAGUAGAUACAAAAAAAGAGACCUUAAUUUACCGGAAACCUUGAUAUACACAUACGUAUGAAUGCAUAGGAUACUGUAAGAUACGUAGGUAUUAUAAAAAUGUAUUGCACAAAUUAUAUGGUGAAAAAAACGAAAAUAAAAUUGAACUCGCCAGCCGUGCUACAAGAUA